Molecule: messenger RNA, 537 nt
Organism: Aureobasidium vineae
Lineage: Eukaryota; Fungi; Ascomycota; Dothideomycetes; Dothideales; Saccotheciaceae
Source: the annotation of a GenBank genome assembly
AUGCUCGGCUCACUCUCCAACAUGCAACCCCGCCAACUAGCAACCCAAGUCCUAAACUUCGCUCUCGUCCUCAGCACAGCAUUCAUGCUCUGGAAAGGCCUCUCGGUCGCAACCGACUCGUCCUCUCCCAUCGUCGUUGUGCUGUCCGGAUCCAUGGAACCCGCCUUCCAACGCGGAGACCUGCUGUUCUUGUGGAAUAGAGGGCUGGACACAAAGGUUGGAGAAGUGGUAGUGUAUAAUGUGAGGGGCAAGGAUAUCCCUAUCGUACAUAGGGUUGUCAGGAGAUUUGGCGGCGGUGUUGGACUUGACGCACCUCCCCUCCAACUCCUCACAAAGGGCGACAACAACGCAGCCGAUGAUACCGAACUCUACGCCAGAGGCCAGGACUUUUUGAACCGUAAGACAGACGUUAUUGGCAGUGUGGUUGGCUAUGUUCCUUUUGUGGGCUACGUUACCAUCCUUCUGGCCGAGUACCCUUGGCUCAAGACUGUGAUGCUGGCCUUUAUGGGCUUGACGGUCGUCUUCCAAAGGGAAUGA